CUCUGACCCCCCGGGGCCCCCGGGCCCCCCCGGGCCCGGCAUGACGGUGAAGCUGGACUUCGAGGAGUGUCUCAAGGACUCGCCCUGGUUCAGGGCCGCCAUCGAGGAGGCCGAGGCCGAGAUCGCCGAGUUCGAGACCCGCCUGGAGAAGGUGCAGAAGCUCUGCUCGGCCAUGCUGGACGCGGGGCGGCACUUCGAGGGGACGAGCCGGGCGCUGGCGGCGGGGCUGCGCGAGCUGGGGGGGCCGGCGCGGGGCGACCCCCUUGUGCAGGAGACGCUGGAGAAAUUCUCCGACUCCCUGGACCAGAUGAUGGGCAGCCACGAGGAGCUCCUGGACAGCACCCAGCAGUCCCUGCGCCGCCACGUCCACACCCUGCUCAAGGAGGCAGCGCGGGGGCUGCGGGAGGCGCGCCGGGAGCAGGGCCGGGCGGCGGAGGCGCUGGCGGGGGCCCUGCAGCACCACGCCGAGGUGCCCCGGCGGAGGCCCCACGAGGCCCAGGAGGCCGCCGCCGCCCUGGGUGCCGCCCGGGGCCAGGCCCGCGCCCGCGCCCUCGACUACGUCCUCCAGAUCAACGUGAUGCAAUCGAAGAAGAAAUCCGAAAUCCUCCAGUUCGUGCUGGCGCUGAUGGAGGCCCAGGCCACCUACUUCAGCCAGGGCCACGGCGCCGCCGGGCGCCUGGAGCAGUACCGGGCCGAGCUGGGCACCCAGCUCGACCGCCUGGUGCUGGAGGCGGCCCGGCAGCAGCGCGACAUGGAGCAGCGGCACGCCAUGCUCACCCAGCAGGACCUGUCGCAGGAGACGGUGGCGGGGGCGGCCGGGGGGGGCGCCGGGGGCCCCCCCAUGGAGGGCUACCUCUACAAGCGGGCCAGCAACGCCUUCCGCACCUGGAGCCGGCGCUGGUUCUCCAUCCAGAGCAACCAGCUGGUCUACAUCAAACGGGCCCGGGACCCCCCCACGGUGGUGGUGGACGACCUGCGGCUCUGCACCGUCAAGCCCUGCCCCGACCUCGACCGGCGCUUCUGCUUCGAGGUGGUCUCGCCCUCCAAGACCUGCCUGCUGCAGGCGGACUCAGAGCAGCAGCAGCAGGCCUGGCUCAGCGCCGUGCAGAGCAGCAUCGCCAGCGCCUUCAGCGAGGGGCCCCCCCGCGCCCCCCCCGGCCAGCCGGGCUCGGGGGCGGGGGGGCCCGGCGGGGGGACCGGGGGGCGGGCGCCGGGCGCCCGGGGGGGCCGGGGGGGCCCCGAGCGGCGGGUGCUGGAGCAGGUGCUGGGGCUGGAGGGCAACGCGGCCUGCUGCGACUGCCGGGAGCCGGCGCCCGAGUGGGCCAGCAUCAACCUGGGCAUCACCCUCUGCAUCGAGUGCUCCGGCAUCCACAGGAGCCUGGGGGUGCACUUCUCCAAGGUGCGCUCGCUGACGCUCGACUCCUGGGAGCCCGAGCUGGUGAAGCUGAUGUGCGAGCUGGGGAACAGCACCCUGAACCGCAUCUACGAGGCCCGGGUGGAGGAGAUGGCCGUGAGGAGGCCCCAGCCCGGCUGCUCCCGGGCGCAGCGGGAGGGCUGGAUCCGGGCCAAGUACGUGCAGAAGAAGUUCGUCACCCAGCUGCCGGCGGCGGGGCCCAGCCGGGGGGGGCGGAGCCCGGGUGCCCCAGGCCCCGCCCCCCGCCCCAGCCCCCGCCCCCGCCCCCCGGGCUCUGCCCGGCCCCCAGCGGCGCGGGAGGGGCCGCCCAGCCUGCACCCCGGCGCCCUGCUCUACUGGGCGGCCCAGCACCAGAGCCUGCCCACCAUGGCCGACGCGCUGGCCCACGGCGCCGACCCUGGCUGGGUCAACGGGGCCGAGGGCAGCCGCACGCCGCUGCUGCAGGCCGUCGCCGCGAACUCCCUGCUGGCCUGCGAGUUCCUGCUGCAGAACGGUGCCAGCGUCAACCAGAGCGACAGCGCCGGCCGCGGCCCCCUGCACCACGCCACCAUGCUGGGCCACACCGGGCUGGCCUGCCUCUUCCUGAAGCGGGGGGCCGACCUGAGCGCGGUGGACGCUGAGGGCAAGGACCCCCUGUCCAUCGCCAUCGAGCUGGCCAACGCCGACAUCGUCACCCUGCUGCGGCUGGCCAAGAUGCGGGAGCUGGACGUGGCCCAGGGGCAGACGGGCGACGACACCUACCUCGACAUCUUCCGCGACAUCUCGCUCAUGGCCUCCGACAACCCCGAGAAACUCGCCCGCCGCGACCUCAAGCUCACCACCCUCUAGCCCCGCCCCCCGGGGCCGGGCCACGCCCACUCCACGAGGCCACGCCCCCUGGCGGGGCAGGGCUCCGCCCCCCGCCCCCCCUCCUGCCUGCCCCUCGCAGCCGCACCCCCUUGCGCCACCCCCACAAGGGGGCGGGGCCCCACCUGGCUCUGACUCCUCCCCCUCUGUGGGGGGCGGGCCCUGCCAAGGCCCGCCCCACAAGUGGGUGGGGCCGUUCCAGGCCCCGCCCCUGCUUUUUUGAUACCUAUUUAUUGGUUUUUUGGGACCACGCUGAAUUGAAUAAAGCAUUGCCUUGGCCCCGCC
Molecule: messenger RNA, 2545 nt
Organism: Dromaius novaehollandiae (emu)
Lineage: Eukaryota; Metazoa; Chordata; Aves; Casuariiformes; Dromaiidae
Gene: ACAP1
Product: ArfGAP with coiled-coil, ankyrin repeat and PH domains 1
Cellular component (GO): cytoplasm
Molecular function (GO): GTPase activator activity; protein binding
Source: RefSeq, a predicted model, not a curated record